Messenger RNA from Coccidioides immitis RS, 363 nucleotides. RefSeq lists its product as uncharacterized. The coding region runs from base 1 to 363 and encodes 120 amino acids. The record is from RefSeq and is a predicted model, not a curated record. The transcript is spliced from 2 exons. Lineage: Eukaryota; Fungi; Ascomycota; Eurotiomycetes; Onygenales; Onygenaceae.
AUGUCGGACACACAGGGCACGCCAGCGCUGAAAAAGACAUCUCGCACCUUGCCAUGGCCUGAAUCACACAGCACCCCAAAGUCUCAAGGUGCAUCGUUCCAAUUGAAUACAAGUACCCGAACCGAAGAGUUCUCCUCCGAUCAUACAGAGGUUGAAAGGCGGAUUCGAGUGGUAGAGCAGGAGAUGCGAAAUCGGGUGCGAUGGGUGUAUGUAUCAACCAAUCAAAGGAGAGCUCUUCGGUUUGAGUACUUGUAUUCAAUUGGAAUGAUGCACCUUGAGACUUUGGAGUGCUGCGUGAUUCAGGCCAUGGCAAGAUACAAGAUGUCUUUUUCAGUGCUGGUAGCCAAUUACAGGUCUAGGUGA